UCGAGCCCGUUCUGGACUGGAAUGCUUUUGCACAUAAAAAACACUCCUUGAAUGAACGUGGACGACGCCGAAUAUUAACAUUGUUUUUUUGCCCGAGGAUAUUGCUUUUUUAAGUCUUUAUGUUUGUUUCUUCAUGACUGCUGCAUUCGGAAGCGAAUCGCACCACAACCACUAUGCGAGCCCAAAUCGAAGUUAUACCGUGCAAAAUCUGUGGAGACAAGUCAUCAGGAAUCCACUAUGGAGUCAUCACGUGUGAGGGCUGCAAAGGGUUCUUCAGACGAAGUCAGCAGAACAAUGCUGCAUACUCAUGCCCUCGCCAGAGGAACUGUCUGAUCGACAGGACAAACCGAAACCGCUGCCAGCACUGCCGCUUACAGAAGUGUCUUGCACUUGGAAUGUCCAGAGAUGCGGUGAAGUUUGGCCGCAUGUCCAAGAAGCAGCGUGACAGCCUGUACGCCGAGGUACAGAAGCACCAGCAGCGGAUCCUGAAUGAGCGGCAGCAGCAGACGUGUGAGGCAGAGGCCCUGGCGCGCGUCUACUCCUCCAGCCUGACCAAUGGCCUCAGCACCCUCAACCACGAGAUCGGAGGCACCUACGCCAACGGCCACGUCAUCGAGCUCCCCAAGGGCCAGGUGAACGGUGGUGCCACAGGUGGCUACUACCAUGGUAUGGACUCCACCCAGCCCUCCCCGGACCAGUCGGGCCUGGACUUGGCGGGCAUAAAGCACAUCAAGCAGGAGCCGGUGUACGACCUGACCCCUGUGGCUAACCUGUUCAACUAUAGCACCUACCAGGACAGUCAGCUGGCGCACAGCAAUGUCAGCAUGGGAGAGCUAGAUCGUAUCGCCCAGAACAUUAUAAAGUCUCACCUGGAGACCUGUCAGUACACAGCAGAUGAGCUGCAGCAGCUGGCCUGGCAAACACACUCCUACGAUGACAUCAAGAUGUACCAGAGCAAAACGCGAGACGUGUUGUGGCAGCAGUGUGCCAUCCAGAUCACCCAUUCCAUCCAGUAUGUGGUGGAGUUUGCCAAGCGCAUCUCAGGCUUCAUGGAGCUUUGCCAGAACGACCAGAUCCUCCUGCUCAAGUCAGGUUGUCUGGAGGUGGUCCUGGUUAGAAUGUGUCGGGCGUUUAACCCUCUCAACAACACAGUGCUGUUUGAGGGGAAGUACGGGGGCAUGCAGAUGUUCAAAGCACUAGGCUGUGAUGACCUGGUCAACGCUGUGUUUGACUUUGCCAAGAGUCUGUGCUCUCUGCAGCUCACUGAGGAGGAGAUCGCUCUGUUCUCCGCAGCAGUGCUCAUCUCCACAGACCGUCCAUGGCUGAUGGAACCCAGGAAGGUGCAAAAGCUCCAGGAGAAGAUCUACUUUGCGCUGCAGCACAUCAUGCAGAAGAACCACAUGGACGAGGACGCGCUGGCUAAGCUGAUUGGUCGGAUACCCAUGCUGUCGGCCGUGUGUACUCUCCACACCGAGGAGCUGCAGGCCUUCCAGCAGCUUCACCCCGAGACGGUGAACGUGCUCUUCCCCCCGCUCUACAAGGAGCUGUUCAAUCCCGACCCCAAUGCAGCGAUCACCAUGCCCAAGUGACUUCCUAUGGUCCAACCUCAGAAAGUGGACCACAACGUGACCGCGGACGCAUCCCGGACACCAGGCCCGGACCGUCCAGACACUUACAGCCGCAAACACUAGGAAUGUCCAGCACUUAUCCAACCCUAUUCACCGAUACAGUCUAAAGAAUGUAUAUAAUGCACCCAUGACCACGGGGCUCUUCAGAACUGACCAGAAAUGUACAGACUUUAACUAGCUAAUUUAAGCUGUCUUUUA
Messenger RNA from Salvelinus namaycush (lake trout), 1826 nucleotides. Its product is annotated as nuclear receptor ROR-beta-like. Gene Ontology annotation, molecular function: zinc ion binding; nuclear receptor activity; RNA polymerase II cis-regulatory region sequence-specific DNA binding. The record is from RefSeq and is a predicted model, not a curated record. Gene Ontology annotation, cellular component: nucleus. The transcript has 10 exons. NCBI's taxonomy places the organism in Eukaryota, Metazoa, Chordata, Actinopteri, Salmoniformes, Salmonidae. Bases 174 to 1589 code for a protein of 471 amino acids. Gene Ontology annotation, biological process: regulation of transcription by RNA polymerase II.